Messenger RNA from Pseudopipra pipra, 5334 nucleotides. It is a transcript of the gene HEPH, whose product is annotated as hephaestin. The transcript is spliced from 22 exons. Gene Ontology annotation, cellular component: plasma membrane. Lineage: Eukaryota; Metazoa; Chordata; Aves; Passeriformes; Pipridae. Gene Ontology annotation, molecular function: signaling receptor activity; oxidoreductase activity; copper ion binding. Bases 1093 to 4656 code for a protein of 1187 amino acids. The record is from RefSeq and is a predicted model, not a curated record.
CCCCCUGCCUUCCCUCGGUGCUUUCCCCUCGCUCUCGGACAGGAGUUUUCCUGCAGUCAGGUGUUGGGGAACGGCCCCGCAGCGCCCACGCGGAUCAGAUGGGAGCUGCGUCCCACCAGCCCCACUGGAGUCUCAUUUCCGUUCGUUCGCAAUCCCUGUGCUGCUGGGGACCCGGCAAAGGGCAGUCCUGGGGGGAGGGUUCUGCUGCAAAAUGCAAGGUUCAGGGAUGAACGUAAUACAAAGUUUGGGUUGGUUUUGGUUUUGUUUCCUUUUUUGUUUUUUUUUUUUUUUCCUUAAUCAAGGCAUAUAUUAUUAUCAAAGAAAAAUUGAAAAAAUAUUUUGAAAAGAAUUAAAGGUUUUGGACCACCUUCACCUUGCACUAGUCGAGUAAAUGGUGAUUAGCCACUGGGAGGGGAAUGUGAGCACAGACUCGGUCUCAGUUUUUGCAUCUGCAUUCAGGGAUGUUUUUUGCUGUACCGUAGAAUUGCCUCAGAGGUGAGUGCAGUGUCGUGGUUAAGGUCUAGCCAGAGCCCAGGUGGGACUCUUUUAAAGAAUCAGUAGGACUGUCUCACAGACUUGCCCUUGACUAUUUUCAGUGCCAGAGAACUUCUGGCCGUUUAAUGGGUGCUGUGGUGCUGCUGCACGGAGCAGGGGCUGUGCCAUGCAGGAAUAGUGGGCUGGUGCAGGGGGUUUGUCUCCAUCCCCAUUUUUCACAACCAGCUUCGAGAGCUGCUGUUCACCCUGUUGUAAGGUCUGAGCUCUGCCCUUUCCUGGGGUGUGGUACUGCCUGCAUAAACCAUUGAGGUGGGAGAACACAAAGACCAGUCCGCACUGGCUCCCUGGGCUCGGUGGCUCCCAGGCCUUGAGGAGGCCACCCCGUGUACUUUGCCCUGCACUGACACGAAGGCCACAGCUUGGGCUGAUGAGUCAGGAGCAUCCCCUGCCCUUCCCUCGGGCGUGUGCCGGCGGGGGGGCAGGUUCCGGGCUGAGGGCUGGCAAUGCUGGCUGUUUCCUUCUGCGCUGCCUUUUGCUGGUCUGCCGUGUGAAACAGCACAGGUGAAACCUCCAAAAGCACUUUCCCUUCAGGCUGUGAUGGGAUUGGUCUGGUGGUUGCUGCUCUGUGUCCCCACGCUGUCACCCAUAAUUGCUGAGGGUGUGACACGAGUCUAUUACCUGGGGAUCCACGAGGUGGACUGGAACUAUGCUCCCACAGGGAGGAAUGUGCUCGCUAACCAGAGUGUUGCUCAUAACAGCCAGGCCGCAGCAUUCCUCCAGCCUGGGAAAGACAGGGUGGGAAGCACGUACAAGAAAUCUGUCUAUAAGCAAUACACGGACUCCACGUACACCACUGAGAUCCCCAAGCCUGGCUGGCUGGGGUUCCUUGGGCCUGUCAUCCGAGCAGAAGUGGGGGAUACCCUUAAAGUACACCUAAAAAAUUUUGCUACUCGACCGUAUACAAUCCAUCCUCAUGGUGUUUUCUACGAAAAGGACUCCGAAGGAUCCCUGUAUCCCGAUAUGUCCCCCCAGGAUCAGAAGAAGGAUGAUGCUGUUUUCCCAGGAGGGAAUUACACCUAUACUUGGACUGUCCCUGAAGAUCACAGCCCAACUGCUGAUGACCCAAACUGCUUGACCUGGAUCUACCACUCUCAUAUUGACGCACCAAGGGACAUUGCGUCUGGAUUGAUUGGGCCAUUACUUACAUGUAAAAAAGCAGGAUUGAGAAGACUGAAGGUGUUGCAGUGGAGCCAUGCAGUGGCAGAGCCGCUUGGGAGAGAGAAUUGUAUUGGCAGGGGUAUAUUGGAAAAGGGAAUACUGACUGGCAGCUCUCAAAGGCGCCAGGAUGUGGAUGUUGAUUUCUUUCUGAUGUUCAGUGUGGUGGAUGAGAACCUAAGCUGGUACCUGGAUGAGAACAUAGCAUCAUUCUGCAUAGAUCCUGGCUCUGUAGACAAAGAAGAUGAGGAGUUCCAGGAGAGCAACAAAAUGCAUGCUAUUAAUGGUUAUGUGUUUGGCAACCUGCCUGAGCUGACGAUGUGUGCUGGGGAUGAUGUUUCAUGGCACCUCUUUGGGAUGGGAAAUGAAAUUGAUGUUCAUACAGCCUUCUUCCAUGGAGCAACACUCAAUAUCCGAGGCCACAGGACAGACGUGGCCAGCCUCUUCCCAGCCACUUUUGUUACAGCAGACAUGAUCCCCAGUAACCCUGGGAGAUGGCUGCUGAGCUGCCAGGUCAAUGAUCACAUACAAGCUGGAAUGGGAGCACUCUAUGAAGUCCGGCCCUGUUCUCGGCAAGCUCUGCCAUCCACCCUGGAAGGGAGAGUUCGGAAGUACUACAUAGCUGCCAAGGAAGUGCAGUGGGACUACGGACCCUCAGGGCUCGAGCAGAGCAGUGGGAAGCGGCUGAGUGAGGCAGGCAGCCCUGCUGAGCAGUAUUUCAAGCGUAGCCUCUACCGCAUUGGGGGUGUCUACUGGAAGGCAAAGUAUGUAGAGUACACUGAUGAGAGCUUCCGUGAGGAAAAGCAGCAAUCAGAAGAAGAGAAACACCUUGGAAUACUCGGUCCAGUGAUCAAAGCUGAAGUUGGAGACACCAUCCUCGUGACGUUUUUUAACAAAGCUUCCUGGCCCUUCAGCAUCCAGCCACACGGAGUGUCCUACGGAAAGGCGUGGGAAGGGAUGUGGUACCAUGACGGCCUGUCCCAGAAUGGGAUGUCUGUGGCGCCACUGCACAACUUCACAUACCGCUGGACUGUGCCCAGGCAUGUGGGGCCCACGGCCAGCGACCCUCCCUGCCUCACCUGGAUGUACAGCUCAGCUGUGAACCCUGUCAAAGACUCCAGCUCGGGCUUAGUGGGGCCUCUGCUCAUCUGCCAGCCAGGCACUUUGGAUGACAACAACAAACAGAAAGGGAUCGACAGAGAAUUUUACCUUCUCUUCAGUGUGUUUGAUGAGAACCUCAGCUGGUAUUUAAAUGCCAACAUAAAGUACUACUUGAGAAUGGAAGAGACAUCUGUAAAGAAGGAUGAUGGCUUCAAGGAAUCCAACAGGAUGCAUGCCAUCAAUGGAUUUAUGUUUGGUAACUUGCCUGGGCUGGAUAUGUGUGAUGGAGACAAAGUGUCCUGGCACCUCCUGGGCUUGGGCAGCGAAGCGGAUGUGCAUGGAGCUGUGUUUCAGGGAAACACCCUGCAGAUGAACGGCAUGCGGAGAGAUUCAGCCAAUCUGUUCCCCCACACGUUUGCCACUGCCUUCAUGCAGCCAGAUAACAGCGGGACUUUUGAGAUCUACUGCCAGACGAGCAAUCACUACCAGUAUGGGAUGAGGGAACAGUAUGUCGUUUCCAAGUGUGGAAAGAGGGACCCUGCUUCUUCCCGUCGGUACACGGGAGUGCGGACGUACUACCUGGCGGCGGAGGAGGUGGUGUGGGACUACGCGCCCGACCGGAGCUGGGAGAGGGAGCGGCACAACCACUCUGAAGAGAGCUACGCCGACGUGUUUCUGAGCAACGAGAACGGACUGCUCGGCUCCAGGUACAAGAAAGCGGUUUACAGGGAGUACAUGGAUGGCACUUUCCAGACCCCCAAGGCCAGGAAAAGUGGUGACGAACACCUAGGGAUCCUGGGUCCUUUUCUGUGGGCGGAAGUGGGCGAGAUUCUCAACGUGGUGUUCAAGAACAACGCCUCGCGGCCCUACUCCGUGCACGCACACGGGGUGCUGGAGCCGCACGCAGGGCAGCCCCAAGUGGCAAACCCCGGUGACAUUGUGACAUACCGGUGGGAAGUUCCUGAGAGAUCUGGUCCAGGGCCAAAUGAUUCAGCCUGUGUUCCUUGGAUCUACUACUCUGCGGUGGACACAGUAAAGGAUAUGUACAGUGGGCUGAUCGGGCCCCUGAAGGUCUGCCGGAGAGGGGCCCUGCGGGCUGAUGGCACCAGGAAGGAUGUAAAGAGGGAGUUUGCUCUGCUGUUCCUGGUUUUUGAUGAAAAUCAGUCCUGGUACUUGGAGGAGAAUGUGGAACAUUACAGUAAGGGCAAUCACAAGGAGAUCAGCCUGAUGGAUGAGAAAUUUGUGGAAAGCAACAAAAUGCACGCAAUCAAUGGCAGGCUCUAUGCCAACUUGCCUGGGCUGACCAUGUACCAGGGAGAGCGGGUGAACUGGUACUUGCUGGGGAUGGGUCAGGAGAUUGAUGUCCACACAGUCCAUUUUCAUGCUGAGACCUUCAUAUACAAGAAUGGCAAAAGCUAUAGAGCAGAUGUUGUAGAUCUGUUCCCUGGGACCUUUGAAAUGGUGGAGAUGCUGGUUGGGAACCCUGGGACGUGGCUGCUUCACUGUCAUGUGUCUGACCAUAUCCAUGCUGGGAUGGAGAUCCUCUUCACCGUCCUGCCUAGAGCAGAGUCAGAGCUGGAAGUCGAGAGCGUUACUGCAGGGUUGCCAUAUGAGGAUGAGGAUGAGUUCCAGAAGAUCACGCUUUUUGGAUCUAAGGUGGCCCAAGGGCAGAUAGAGGCCACAGUCAUCGCUCUGGCUGUUGUAGGGAUCCUGCUGCUCUUGGCCACCAGCAUCCUCCUGGGAGCUGUCAUCCAUCUCGAGAGGCAAAAGAGGUUACGACGCAAUCGGAGAUCCAUCCUGGAUGACGGAUUCAAACUCAUGUCUCAAAAGAAUCCGGGGCUCUAAAAGCCACAUACAAACAUUGGGCUGUGUGAUUGGAGCAGGGGCUGGAUCCUUGUCCACAGAAAAGAUUUUGGGGCAUCAUUUCAAUUGUGCACUGUACUUCUAGAAGCUGAGGUGGGGAAGCUGGAACCCUGACUUCUUCAUAUUCUUUACAGAGAGGGUAAUCAGGCAUUGGAAUGGGCUGCCCAGAGAAGUGGUGGAUUCUCCAUCCCUGGAGGUUUUUAAGAUGAGACUGGAUGUGGCAUCAGUGCCAUGGUCUGGGAGCCACGGUGGUAGUGGAUCAAGGGUUGGACUCUGAUCUCAGAGGUCUCUUCCAACUCGGCUCAUUCUAUGAUUCUAUGAUAUAUCCUUCUCAGCCCUUUGUAAAGAAAAUGUCUGCCCAGGAGGCAUCCAAGGACCCUUUGAACUGACUGAAGACAAGUAACGAGUGAAAAAGGUCCUUCUUAAAUACUCCUCUUCCCCAAGAAAGAAGGGAGACAUUUUCUUCUCUCCAGAACAACUCCACUUGGUCUUUCCUAGCAGACUAGCUCAGGCCCCAUUCCAGUCUUGCUCCAUUGCCAGAACUGAGUUGGGAAUUGUCUCCCAAGAAACUGUGAGCCAUUAAAGUAAUUAAUGUACAGGGGGGGAGGUAAUAUUUUCAGUUUUGUGAAUCAAUUAAGAAUACAGAAGAGAAAUUGUUAA